UGUCACACCUUGAACCCUACCCAACCAGCAAGACUAAAAAUGAAAGUAAAGCAAAGUGAAAGUAGUUGCUGAUUCACAGAAGCUGCAGAGUCUAUUGUAAAUCACAUGAUCAUGGGCUGAUGGGAGGUACUUAUAUAAAGACUCUGUCAUAGUAACGCUGCAGAACGCUAAAACAUGGAUCAACAAGAUCAACAAGGUUCGAUCUCUGCAGAUGAAAAUGCUGAUGAGGGAGAUUGGGUAAAGCCUGAUAUACCAACAACAAGUGCAAGUUCACCAGAAUGUCAGAAAUGUCCAAUCUGCAAAUCCAGUCUUAUUCCAUCCACAACUGUGUUUUACCAUGUUGCACUCAAAGAUUGUGUCCCAAACAACCCUCAAGAAGAGGAAAACAGCGUCUCCAGUACAGAAAAUCAAAAUCAGGCUGCAGAGACCAAAAAAAAUUCUUUGUGGUGUUCAAAGUGUGAAGUCAACUUUGUUACGCUCAACAAAGUAGAGGAAGGGUUGCAGAGGAUUCUUAAUAUGGGUCUGGAGGUAAUUGGACAACUAUACAGUAAAGUUGUAUCUAUUCUGAGUUACCUUACUGGUAGCUCACCUCAGAGUUACCCCAUAGUAAAGUUCUCCAGUUUGAUCACUGGAGAGACAUAUGAUGCUUAUCAAGCAUUAAUGGAAAAAGUGAGGAACAAAAUUCCUGCAACACUUGUGGAGGAAGUAAAUCCAAAGGAUGCUCAUGCUGUCCUUGUUUUUUGUCCAAUUACCUCACGCGUUGGAUCAGAUGUGGAAUCAGCAAUGGCAAAACCAGAAGUCUCAUCGCUGGAUAAACCAGUGAUUCUGGUUCUGAUGCAUCACACCAGAGAUCCUGACUAUUCAACUGCAGGAACAAAAUGGUCUGACAUGAAUGAUAAUGUUAAGCUGGAUGUUCAUGUUCUCUUCCAUGAGACAGUACCAGGAUUACUGACUUGUCAACAAAACGAUCAGGCAAUUGAGGCCCUCGUUAAAGAGUUAGACAGUUAUAAGGAGUAUAGUACUUAG
Xiphophorus couchianus (Monterrey platyfish) is the source of this 1026-nucleotide messenger RNA. RefSeq lists its product as uncharacterized. The record is from RefSeq and is a predicted model, not a curated record. NCBI's taxonomy places the organism in Eukaryota, Metazoa, Chordata, Actinopteri, Cyprinodontiformes, Poeciliidae. The coding region runs from base 175 to 1026 and encodes 283 amino acids. The transcript has 8 exons.